AUGUAUUUCGAGCCCGACUGUUUCCGAGUGUACACUUCACAUGCCUUGGCCGAGGGUGUCUUGGGGUGGUUUUUCCCGGCCGAAGACACGGAUUUGAGAGAUAUAAAUGGUCUUGAGGACUACUGGCAUGACACCUGGAUUCUUGAAACAUUCGCAACGUCAUUAUUUGAGGACCGGCCGGUCACUAUAUUACUCGAAUUAACGACCGUGCGCUUGUGUACCUGCAACCCUACUGAGCAGCAGUCCGUGUGCCCCGCAUUCAUCCCCAAUCAUCCAAAACACCCCGCCCAGCCCUUGACCGCCGCAACCUACCCACUCUUCCUCAAAACUCACGCUAUACUUUCAUCUGCCAUUGAACUCUUCGUUGCUGGUGCUGCCGGUGGUAUUGGACAGCCGUUGUCGCUGCUCCUCAAGGCCUGCCCCCUCAUCACUGAAUUGGCUCUAUACGAUGUCGUCAACACGCCCGGUGUCGCAGCCGAUCUCUCUCACAUCUCCUCUCCAGCGAAAAUCACUGGGUACCUUCCCAAGGAUGAUGGUAUGAAGCAGGCUUUUAAGGGUGCUGAGCUCGUUGUAAUUCCAGCUGGCAUUCCAAGAAAGCCUGGUAUGACCCGUGACGACCUGUUCAAGAUCAACGCUGGCAUUGUCCAAGGUCUCGUGCAAGGUAUCGCCGAGAUCUGCCCCAAGGCUUUCGUCCUCAUCAUCUCCAACCCUGUCAACUCCACCGUCCCAAUCGCUGCCGAGGUCCUCAAGCGCGCAAACGUUUUCGACCCUACCAGACUCUUCGGUGUUACCACCCUUGAUGUUGUCCGUGCCGAGACCUUCGUCGGUGAGAUCGUUGGCUCAAAGAACCCAUCAGAGCUUGUGAUCCCUGUUGUGGGCGGUCACUCCGGCGAGACCAUCGUCCCUCUCUUCAGCCAAGCUCAACCGUCCGUAGAUAUUCCUGCUGAUAAGCUCGAUGCUCUCAUCAACCGCGUUCAGUUUGGCGGUGACGAGGUCGUAAAGGCCAAAGACGGUGCCGGCUCAGCGACUCUCUCCAUGGCAUACGCUGGCUUCCGCUUCGCCGAGAAGGUAGCAAAGGCCGUCAAGGGAGAGUCUGGCAUAAUCGAGCCAUCAUACGUCUACCUGCCCGGCAUCGAGGGUGGCGAAGCUAUCCAGAAAGCCGUCGGUGUUGACUUCUUCUCCGUUCCUAUCGAGCUCGGCCCCAACGGUGCCAAGAAGGCAAUCGACAUUGUCAGCAAGGCUAACGACGCCGAGAAGAAGCUUCUUUCGGUUGCCGUGGAAGGUCUCAAGGGCAACAUCGAGAAGGGUGUCGAAUUCGUUCGUAACCCACCCCAAAAGUGA
Pseudovirgaria hyperparasitica is the source of this 1341-nucleotide messenger RNA. Its product is annotated as malate dehydrogenase. Gene Ontology annotation, biological process: tricarboxylic acid cycle; malate metabolic process. Gene Ontology annotation, molecular function: L-malate dehydrogenase (NAD+) activity. The transcript is spliced from 9 exons. The record is from RefSeq and is a predicted model, not a curated record. The coding region runs from base 1 to 1341 and encodes 446 amino acids. Gene Ontology annotation, cellular component: cytoplasm. Lineage: Eukaryota; Fungi; Ascomycota; Dothideomycetes; Acrospermales; Acrospermaceae.